CAAACUAGCGGUGGGAAAAGAAAGUUCCUGCUCUUCCUCUCUUGCGCCGCUGUUAGGGUGCUUGCUGUUCCUCUGUCCCGCCAGUAGGUGUCCUCGCAGAACUGACCGCAGCCUGUUACUCGCACCUGAGCGCGCCCGACCUUCUCCAGGUGGGAUCUGCAGGUCGACGGAGCAGCGACAUUUUAUUUCCCUUCUUUGGGGCAGUGGCGUGUCCGUAGACAGACAGCACGGACAGCGAAGUCCCUUCAUCUGACAGCCAGACAGACCUCUCUGUGUCGGUGGGUGCAAACAAAUCCAGACUCCAGUCACUUCCUGAAGUUUGCUUUUCACGGAAAUGGUUCACCUGAAGUUUUCCGUCGGGCGGUAAAAGUUUGGAGAGUUGGAAGAAGGACGCAGCAGGAGGACGCUCCAAAUGGAGAGAGGGUGAAUCAGCCCAUCUGGACCAAAACAGUCUCACAAGCUCCAGUGUGAGGUGCUAUGUCAAACCGGGAUUCGCUGGGGUUUGGGGACCUGCUUCCCCAGGAUGUGGUUGAGAUUUUUGCCCAAGAGAAGCACAGCAAAAGGGGCCUGAAGAAGCGCAGUAACUCCCUGGGCCGAGCUCUGGGCUGGCUGAAGGGAAAGAAGAAGAAGGAUGUUGGUGCUACUGGAAAGAGCCUGGGUCUAGGUCCUGCGCUUGACUUGGCCUUGGAUGGGCACCCUGCUGGGCUUCAGAGUGCACACAAGGGAGGACAGAAGUCAGGAAAGCAGGCGCAUCAACAUGGAAACAGCCAUGCUGUCCUAAAGCAAAAUGAUAAGACCCCAGCACCCCCAAUGUUACAGGAGAAUGUGUUCAUCGAGACCAGCAGGCCGAAAUACCUGGAGGACCUUCACACUGAGGCCCUGGAGGGAUUGAAAAUGAUGCAGCAGGAAGAAACCAAUAAUGGAGUAGAGUACCAGGAUAAUGAAAGCACAAUUUCGAACAUGACGGUACAAACAGAUGGUGAAGGUGGAGGGUUUAUGACAGACAGCACCACUGCUGACACAUCUUCUGUUGUCUCCGUACAAUCAUCUGUGUCCACAAGAUCUGGACUCACUAGGCAAGCAUCAACAUUCAGGCCCUUAAACUCUGGGAAAAAGACGAAAAGACGACGGCACAAGAAAACUCUUGCGGGUAUUCCACAGCAUGUCCAGAGAGAAUUGGGGCUGGACAGAGCAGGUUGGACACUGAGUCAGAAGCAAGAUCAAGAGCAGCCUUAUAAUGGUGACACUGACAACAGCCAUACUUCUGAUGGGCCACAAAAGGGAACUAGUACCAACCCUCAUUACAAAAAUGUCAUCCAGCCUCUAAACAAAGACCAAGUUGAGCAGCCCGAUGCCACCCAUGCUGGUCAUAGGGACGAGACGGCCCUGCUGCGCCAUUUGGGCUCCGACUUUUCAGAUGGGCAGAGUUCUGUGUCCCAGGGGCCACCCAGCCCUGUCAUGUCCAUAUCACCCCAAGCUGCUUACAUGUCCACAAUCAUUCGAAAUGCUGUGUUGCCACCUUCCAUCGAGGUGGUGGAAAUCAGCCGUGGACGAAGUCACAACAGCGUCCGCACUGUCAGUAAGAGCAGCCUGCUGCUCUCCAGCCCGGCCCCCUCCCGUGCUUCCUCUAGAGCUUCUUCAUCCAGAAACACUUCCUCCAAAGCAUCCACCAUCAGCUCUGCAUACUGCCACAACCCCUAUAGUCUGUCUGACAGCUCAUGUUGGAGCAACUCCGAGUCCUCAGAAACUUUGGUGUCGGACUCCUCGACCAUCUCCAGCGGCAGCACCCUUAGGCAGGCCAGGUCUCGGGACAAAGAUUGUUCUGCUAAGGAAGACAAAGUCAGUGUUCACGCCUCUGUAAGCAAGGCUUCAAAAUGCACCUCCAAUGGCAAGCUCAUUGGUAAAGCAGGUGAAAUUAGAAAAGAAGGGCAUUUUGUGCGCAGCCUCUCUGUCACGAAGCCCAAAAAGGCUCCUCCUCCUCCCAGCCGCUCCUAUUCCCUCCACAGCAAGAUGAAGCGACGCUCACGUGAUCUGGCAGAGGUUAAGGUCAUUGCAGGGGUGCCCUCUGUCCAACCUGGAUCUUCCCCUAUGCACUCCAGGACCAUAGACAGCCCUGACUACAAUGCUGACACCAGUUCUCUGGACGACACAGGCUCUGUGUCAUUCAGCCCCACCAAAUCCCAGCUGAAGGAGCUAAAGACAGAGUAUGCAGAAACUAUUUCCAAAGAUGCUUCACAGGAAAAGCAGGGAGUACUUCAGGUGAAUAAGCUAGGUAAAAUAAUUUCCCCAUCCAGUGGCUACUCUAGCCAAGAUGCCACAUCCCCCCAGUUUUCUAAACAACCUCACAGCUCAUCUUCAAGACACAAGAGAGGCUUCUUAGCAAAGCUUCAAAGGUUUUUUCCUGGGUCCACUCCUGCUGGUUUGGCACAGCCCCUUGUCACACAGCCAGCCAUUCCUGAAAAAAGAAAACCCAUUGACUCAGUCGACACACUCAGCGUCAGCACCUCUGUAAGGACCUUGAGAGAUCUCUUUGACAUUCCUCCAUACCCUAAAGUGCAUGCACCUCCACCCCCUCCACCAGAGGUAUGGGCUCACAGUAAACGUACCUUUGAGUUGCUGCUGGGACCCCCAGCCCCUGAUGAUGUUUAUGCUAUCAUUAAGAAGAAUCCAAAGGACAGGAGACAGAGGCAGUCUCCUUCUGCAUCCACAGAGGGCUCUGUGAAGAGCUUGGUGGCAGAAAGGAAACACAAGUCUCCAACUAUAACAAUGGAGUCUGUUAAUGGAUCUCUACAUGUAUUGCAGAUGAAGAAGGUUCAAGAAAGUGGAAUUGUGAAUACAGAGAUUCAUAAAGAGGACAACGAAAAGCUGGUUCAGAAUGUAGAUUUGAAAGGAAAUAGUGAAGUGGCAGUAAAAGAUGAGAAAGUAAGAGUAAGUGACAUGUUAAAUGGGAUGAUAUUGAAGGCUGUAGAGAAACGUGAAGAAAGGCUGAUAGCAAUCAGAGAAGAUGUCAAGAAGACAGCUGCACAAGGUACAGAGGUCAAGACAUUACCUGCCAUUUCAUUAGCACACAUUUCUCCCUCUCCCUCUCCUCUGGCGGCACACCAUCCUCCCAAACUCCUCACCAAGCAAACCGCAAAAGUUGCUUCUGUCACAUCAGUACAACCUGUUGUUUCCCCCGACUCAUCCUGGCCCCCACCACCUUCACCAAUGGGACAAGCGGGUGUAGGCAGGUCCGACCAGACCGAUUUUGCUCUUCCACCUCCCCCACUGUUUAGUGAGGUAGUCAUACCUGUUCAGGUGCCACCAGAGAGGUCUCUUCCUGUUGGUGGCUCCUCUUCUACAACUACAUUCGUUACAUCACUGAAGACAGAAUGUGUUAAGGUAACCACAGCGGCUGAGCCACAGAGGUCCAGUUCAGUUCAGGUGAUCACAUCUCCACCAUUGAAUAUCCCACCUCCCCCAUCAUAUACAGCUCCCCCUCCACCAAUUAACCCAGUCUCCCCUCCUAAGACUCAAAAGGUCUUUCUCCCACCAGAAGAGGUUAUUCCACUACCACCACCUGAAGAGUUCUGUCUGCCACCUCCUAAAGAGUUCUCUGCUCCACCACCUACAGAGGUUUCUGCUGUGAGGCCCAAAGAAUCAUCACUUCAGGUUCAAGAAGUGCCCCCUCUUGUUAAAGAUAUAACCCCAACACUGAUUAAAGUGGUUUCCCCUCCACUAUUUCCUCAUCUGGUUAUUAAAACCUCUCCUCUGCCUCCGAAUGAGAUCUCCACUCAAUCUACUGAAGAGGUUGCGCCAUCAUUUUCUCAAGACAGUGCAUCUCAGUCUUCUGUAGAAGCAACAGUUGUUAGUAAUCUUGCUCCACCACAAAGUAUUCCACCUGCACCACCUCUACCAUCACCACCAAAGGUUUCAAGGCAGGAUAUUAAUCUUACACAAGAGACCAUCCCAUCCAAAUCUUGUGUUAGUAUUCUCACUCCCUCUAGGAGUAUUCCAGCUCCGCUUCCCAUAGAGUUUCUCCACCAACCUCCGGUUGUACCCCUGAACACUGAUGGUCCAGUAACCCAGGAGGCCCCACUAUCAAUCCCACCGGUGCCAGCUCCUGAAACCUAUUCUUCAGAUAAGGCUCAAGAACCUCCUCCUCCUCCAACUGUAAACAUCCCUCUACCUCCACCUUUACCAGUGCAGGGCCUUGCCAGCAUUAAGCACCAGCCUAGUCAUUCAAGCACAGAAGUCCAAAACCAAACGCUGCCCUCUGCCCGUGUUGUACAGGAGGAACUCACUCCCAUUGUUACCCCUUUGCUCUUGCAGAUGGUCAAGCUGCGAGCUGUCAACAGCAGCCAUGAGCCCCCUAAAACUGAAAAGCAGCCACAGGCUGAGGUCAUGAUGAGGAAACAGAAGUCCUGCAGUCAAAUGGCAACCUCAUCUGUCAGUGGAGAGGCUCCUCAGAAGCCCAUCAGAAAGUCUCUGAUCAUGACCUGUCCCACAUCCACUUCUCCACCUGUCAUAACCACUUCACAACCAGAUCCACCCAAGUCCCAGUCUGUUGUGGUUCCACCUGCAUCUUCAUCCGCAGCCCUCUGCCCUAUGAGUAAGUCCCCUCCUGCCAUGACUGCCACUCCUUCCAUGAACCUACAGGAGGCCAUCCGCCUGAGGACAGCAGCCAGAUCAAAAGAAAGACCUGCAUCUCGCCUCAGCUUGCCUUCACCUCCAUCACCCAUAGACCCCCAUAAAUCACCGUCCAGCACAGCGAGCUUUAUCUUCUCAAAGAGCAACAAGAGGGCGAUGAUUGAGACCAAGCGAGCUCCGGAGGCUAAGCCAACUGUACAGCAGAACCAGGGGGUUUCCUUUGUAACAAAGGUGAUGAGUGAAGCAGAGAAGAAGGGAGUCAAGGUGCCACCACCUGUAGCAACGAAACCCAAUACAAUGGUCAAAGAGAAUGAGAAUGGUGAAGAGAUGGAGCAAACUGCAGGCCAGGAAGCAGAGCAAGAGCAUAUUGAGGGUGCUGCAGAGAAAACAAAUGGGACAGCAGGUACUGUUGAAGGAGGAGAGACGCCAUCAACGUGAUUGUAAAGACUGAAGGAGGCCUGAGAAGGAAUUACCAAUUUGCUGAAAGUUGGUUUUUGUGUGUGAGACAAGCAAAUGGAUAUGAGGAGAUAAGAUGCUUAUUUCAAAAUGGCAUUUUGAAAAGUUCUGGAUUUUAAAGAUUUGAUGUUAAAGGUUCAAGAUUUUAAGUCUGUCAUAAAAGAAUAUCGGUGUGUCCAUAUGUACAUAAGAAUAGGCCACGGACACUGGUGCUGUUCCUAUGAGCAGGAACAGGGUGUAGGUCUGAAAGAUAUUCACUCAAUUUAGUAUAGUAGUGGAGUUUCAAGUGAGCCUCAGCUUAACUGCAUGACCAAAACCUAUUCUCACAUACAAAUGGGCAUAUCAAUAGUCUUAAUAUCUUAAGACUGACUUGAAAAAUCCUGGACCAAUCCUGUUAAUGGUGUGGGUCUUUUUUUUUUUUUUUUUUUUUAAUCAAGUACUCAUUUAGUAAAAAUUUUUUGUGCAAAAGGGUCUUCUGCGCUUUACCCUCUCAA
Monopterus albus (swamp eel) is the source of this 5579-nucleotide messenger RNA. RefSeq lists its product as uncharacterized. The coding region runs from base 478 to 5067 and encodes 1529 amino acids. Lineage: Eukaryota; Metazoa; Chordata; Actinopteri; Synbranchiformes; Synbranchidae. Gene Ontology annotation, biological process: cell differentiation. The record is from RefSeq and is a predicted model, not a curated record. The transcript is spliced from 8 exons.